This is a messenger RNA of Phyllopteryx taeniolatus (common seadragon), 1989 nucleotides long. It is a transcript of the gene spsb3b, whose product is annotated as splA/ryanodine receptor domain and SOCS box containing 3b. NCBI's taxonomy places the organism in Eukaryota, Metazoa, Chordata, Actinopteri, Syngnathiformes, Syngnathidae. Gene Ontology annotation, molecular function: protein binding. Gene Ontology annotation, biological process: proteasome-mediated ubiquitin-dependent protein catabolic process. The record is from RefSeq and is a predicted model, not a curated record. Gene Ontology annotation, cellular component: SCF ubiquitin ligase complex. The transcript is spliced from 8 exons. The coding region runs from base 325 to 1581 and encodes 418 amino acids.
GCAUGCCUCAGUGCCAGAGCAAGCUCGGCAGUGAUGGUACUCUUCCCCACACCUCCUUUUCCGGACAGAACCAAGAUGACAUGCUGCACUUGGGACAGGCUGCUGCUAUCUAGGAAGAAAGGAAAAACACCUUUAAUUCACUGGCUUGAGGCUAAAGCCACAUAGUCCCUCCUCCUUCUUCGGUGUUAUCCAAUGAGCGGAGAGCGGAGGCGUGAUCAGGGUCAUGUUUACGUCUGGCUUUCCGGGCGCGAGAGAACAAGAAGUGGGCCACAGUGUGAAGUGCACCUGUCGCAUACUCGGAUAUAGUGGCAGGCUGACACUCAAAUGAGCCACUGCUGCUGGGCAGGGCACCAGAAGAUUCCAGUAAGAUCAUCCAUGCUGAGAAGGGGAAGGAGCGGCCGCCCUCGACAUUUGGCCUGGAGCGAAACGCGGCGCGGGACGGAUUCUGUGACGGGGAUGUCCAUAUCGGCCGAAGCCGAAGAAUGGGAUAGGCAGACAACAACGCAGAUCACUGAGGAGGUGGUGGAGUCUGAGGUGGAUCACCUGGGGAGCUCUGAGCCGACAGAAGCGGCGGCCCCGUCCAGCUUGGCGCCCGUGCUCGGAGAGUCUUUCUGCCAGUGUGUCUGGGGAGACGAGCCGAACGCGGGCUUCGGGAUCGGCGCCGACUGCCUCUGUGGAGAGGACGACGACAACUUUGCCUGGGUGUGGGACCAGCGCCUUAAGUCGUCGGGCGCCUUCCUCAGCUGCGACGACCGCAAAGUGAGCUUCCACUCGGACUACAGCUGCGGCACCGCCGCCAUCCGGGGCACCAGAGAGCUCGCCGACGGGCAACACUUCUGGGAAGUCAAGAUGACCUCGCCGGUCUACGGAACAGACAUGAUGGUUGGAAUUGGAACUGCGGAGGUGAACCUGGAGAAAUUCAAGUAUAACUUUGGCAGCCUAUUGGGUCACGACGAGGACAGCUGGGGGCUCUCCUACACAGGUCUCCUCCAGCAUAAAGGUGAGAAAGUGAACUUCUCCUCACGGUUCGGUCAAGGAUCCAUCAUCGGAUUGCACUUGGACACCUGGCACGGUACCUUGACCGUCUACAAGAAUCGACGCUGCGUAGUGUGUUGCAGGAGUGGCAAAGAAGAAAAGUGUGAUUGUCACCGUAGAACAAAAUCCCUCUCUGACGUCAUUAGGUGUCGCUGCCAGCAGGCUGCAGAGCAAGAAGCUGUACCCGAUGUUGUGCUCCACAGCGGCCAAGAGCAGCAUGAAGGUGAUCCGCGCCUGUUACACGCCCACCUCCCUGCAGUACCUCUGCUGUACGCGCCUCCGCAAAAUCCUCCCGGCCCGCCCGGACGUGUUGACCGCCCUGGAGCUGCCUCCGGGCCUGCUGGCUCUCCUACACCGGCGGCUCGGCUGGCUGUUCUCCGUCACCGAAGCCGAGGGGGACGCCGACGCCGGCCCCCCGGCGAGCCGCGACCUCGGUGGCCGCGGCUCCCCGAGUCCCCGCGCCAGUCCCGUCCCCAGACCUCGUUUCUGCCCCCCGACGCCCCCCGACGGCGACGACGGCCCCGAGCCGGACGAUUAUCGGAGUAAAAGAUGCCGCUGGACAUGAUGCGUGCGUAAGUCUGUGGCAAACGUUCAACUGUUCCCGAAUAAGAUGAGCAAACAUUCACUUUUUUUUUUUUUUUUUUUUUAAUUAAAGUGGAUAGUGCUCGACUUAUCCGACUUCAAAUAAUGUGACGGCGUCAUGUCCAGCAGAGAGCUUAUUGAAUUGCUUUCUUUAUAAUGAAUGUAAAAGUGAUAAUCAGCAGAUUAGACCAAAAAGAAACGUGUGAAAAACUCACACUGGGAAUGUCGUAUGAGGAAUAUAAACCAGGAAAGAACGGAAUUACUUUUUGAUACUGUGGAAAAAACUUUUUGUAACAUUUCACUUUCUUACUGGGAUAAUCUGAAAAAAAAUAAAAACCAAAAGACAAAAGCUCUGCUGCAGAUUUGAUUAUU